AUGCCUCAGACAGACAAGCAAAUAUGCAUCCCGCCGGAGCUGCCCGAACUGCUGAAGCAGUUUACCAAAGCUGCGAUCCGGACCCAGCCGCAGGAUCUCAUCCAAUGGGCGGCCGAGUACUUUGGGGCCAUGUCCCGUGGAGAGAUUCCUCCUGUGAGAGAGAGAUCUGAGCGAGUCACUUUGUCCAACUGGGCAGAGCUAACACCUGAGCUCUUAAAGGUCUUGCAUUCUCGGGUUGCUGGCAGACUGAUCAUCCAUGCAGAUGAGCUGGCCCAGAUGUGGAAGGUGCUGAAUCUCCCAACAGACUUAUUCAACAGUGUGAUGAACGUGGGUCGCUUCACAGAGGAGAUCGAGUGGCUGAAGUUUUUGGCCCUUGCUUGUAGCUCUCUUGGAGUUACCAUUGCUAAAACUCUCAAGAUAGUGUGUGAAGUUUUGUCCUGUGACCAUGAUGGAGGACCUCCCCGGAUCCCUUUCAGUACCUUCCAGUUUCUCUACACAUACAUUGCAGAAGUGGAUGGGGAAAUCUCUGCAUCCCAUGUCAGCAGAAUGCUAAACUACAUCGAACAUGAAGUAAUUGGUCCUGAUGGUUUGAUCAAGGUGAAUGACUUUACCCAAAACCCCAGGGUUCGGCUGGAAUAA
Messenger RNA from Perognathus longimembris pacificus (Pacific pocket mouse), 639 nucleotides. RefSeq names its product rhophilin associated tail protein 1 (gene Ropn1). The transcript is spliced from 5 exons. The coding region runs from base 1 to 639 and encodes 212 amino acids. NCBI's taxonomy places the organism in Eukaryota, Metazoa, Chordata, Mammalia, Rodentia, Heteromyidae. The record is from RefSeq and is a predicted model, not a curated record.